AUGAGUGCUACAGGUUCUUCAAACAAGGGAGAUAACAAACCUUCAUCUUAUGGUUCAUCAAACGAGAACUCUAACUCAUAUGGUUCUUAUGAUAAUGAUUCAUACUCAACAUAUGCUUCAGGAUCAAACAAUAAUGAUGAUUCUUCACACAAAAAUGAAACAUAUGGUUCACAUAAUGAUCCUUUUUCAAAAAACGAUGAUGAUAGAAGAUCAAAUAACGAUUCAUAUGGUUCUUAUGGUUCAGGUUCAUAUGAUUCUUCAAACAGCAAUGAAUAUGGAUAUGAUACUUCAAAAAAUGAUGAAUAUGGUGUAGGCUCAUAUGGAUCAUCAAACAAUAAUGAAUAUGCAUCAAGAUAUGACAAUAAUAAUGAUUCAUAUGGUGGGGAUACACCAGAUGGUGCCAUCCAUAAUAAACUAAAAUCCUAUGAUAUUUAA
Molecule: messenger RNA, 435 nt
Organism: Hansenula ciferrii
Lineage: Eukaryota; Fungi; Ascomycota; Saccharomycetes; Phaffomycetales; Wickerhamomycetaceae
Product: Replicase polyprotein
Exons: 1
Coding region: 1-435 (144 amino acids)
Source: RefSeq, a predicted model, not a curated record